GUGCCGAACUCCCGUCCUGGAACCAAAGUACGCGCUCUACCUCUCACUCACUCACUCUCUCCAUCGGCCCUGCCAUCAGAGAGAAUAAAAAACAAGAAGAAAGAAACGUGCAGCAUCAGCAGUGUUUUUACGAGUGACGCUCUUUUGCAGUCGUUCGCGGUGGAAAAGGUGUGUGUCAGUCGGUGCAGAAACCGCAACACAGCAUCCGAGUUGAAAGUGACAAAAGUGACCGCAAAAUGAAAUCGUCGUGAGACCGCCGGAUUUGCGUCCACUUUGGAUUAAAAGACAACAGGUGCUGAUGACAGUGGAGCGGAGUUGCAAAUUCUUGGCGUGGCGGCCGACGAUUCCUGCCCCGCAGGUGCGGGGAUGAGGCCACGAGCAGGGCGCCCGUUUUCCGUACAGAGGGCGCCCACCUCUUCAUCCCCCGGUUGUUGACAUGCAACGAACGGUGGCUUUAGCCAUUCUGCUGUUGGCAACGACGGCGGCGUUGGUUUCGGCCGACGCUAUUGCUGACGCCGAUUGGACAGACCAUUGCCCGGUGUCUUGCAAGUGCAAGUGGAUAUCGGGCAAAAAGACAGCCAAUUGCCGCGACGCUGGUCUCACCACCGUGCCCAGCUCACUCAAUGAAGACAUCCAGGUGCUUGACAUCAACGGCAACCCUAUCCCGGUGUUAUCAAAAGACGUCUUUCGCUCUGUCGGACUUUUAAAUUUGCAGAGAAUUUAUUUACGCGGCUGCGGAAUUAAAGAAAUCGAUUCAACGGCCUUCCGAGACCUCACAAUUCUCAUAGAGAUUGACCUAUCCAGCAACAGUCUCACGCAACUUGACAUCAAGACCUUCCAGGGCAACAACAGGUUGAGAGUCAUCGACCUCAGUGGCAACCCCUUCAAUGUGCUGCGUGAGGAGCAGUUUCCAACCUUGCCACACCUGAAGACUUUGGAAAUGAAGUCGUGCAGGCUGAAGCACGUGCAAAAACGUGCCUUUGUCAACCUGGCAGCCCUGGAGACCCUGAACCUGAGCAACAACAAGCUUAAAUAUUUGUCAUCAAACGUUUUUGAGCCACUUACGCAGAUCAAGUCUUUAUCUCUAGACGGAAACCCCUGGAUGUGCGACUGCAACCUGCGCGACUUCAAAGAGUGGUAUCUCCGCUCCAAACUCUUCUCCCUUCCCCUCACGUGUGCUGAACCUGUGGCUCUAAAGGAUCGCUCGUGGGGGGAUAUUGAGUCUCAAAGUUUUGCCUGCGCGCCAAAAGUGGAGCUGACAGACACCAUGGUACAGGGAGAAGUUGGGGGCAAUGCAAGUUUUGGUUGCCUCGUUAGGGGAGACCCUGAGCCAAGUCGGGACUGGCACUUCAACGGCCAUAUCUUGAACUUCAACGGAACAGAUCCCAAUGUGCAAAUAGACACCGACAACUCAGGCUGGUUGAACGUAACCUUGUCUAACCUGACGGAUGCCUACGUGGGCGAGUACUCUUGCGUUGCUGAGAACUUGCGCGGGAGAGCCAUCAAGAAUCUCACCUUGAUUCUACCCGAGGUUGUAACGGCCACGACCUUGAGCAAAGCAGAGUCUUGGCUACUUAUGGCCGGUUUAGUGGCCGGUGGUGCAGGAACAGUGGCCACAGCUCUCAUGGCUGGACUCUGUCUCUGCCUUUGCUCUCGGCAGAGGCGGAAAAAGAACAAACGCCAGUCCAAACUGUCUGGCAGCGUCAGCUACACGGACCAGGAGAAGAAGCUGCUGGACUGCAGCAUCACGGAGCGGGCGUCCGGCACGGUUAGUUUCGAGGGCAUGUCGCAGACUGAUAUGGAAUUGUUGACUAGAGACCCCUCGACCGUGGACCUUUCCACCUCCGAACCUGCACACAUCACCAUUGAGAAACUCCCUGCUGACUGCGUCCUCGGCAACGCGGCUGCCUCUUCGCACACGGGAGGACCUUACCCUGGCAACGGCGCCCCCUACGUGAUUCCGCCGCCUCUGCCGCAGACCUCACAGCAGGGAUCCAUCCUGCCGAGGGGCGCCCUGGCGCCUCCGCCAGAGUUCUCGUCAACGUUACCUCCUAGCGCCUUUGGCAACAUCUUCAUCUCAGUCAAAGACCCCGCGGGCGUGGCCUCGCCUUCGGGGGACGACGUGACUCGGUACCCUGACUUGCUUGACCUGCCGCAUCGUUCAAAGGGCGCCAUCAGUGUCACCUUAGGUAGUGAACGACCCUAUCAGCACGUGCAUCUUCAUCACCACCAUACGCUGCGGCACCACCACCACCACCACAACCAUCAGCAGCAGGCCCAGUUUUAUCAGGCGCACCAGUGCUGUUCGCAGGUCUUCGAGCAGUGCGUGCCCGAGGUGGCCAUCGGCGACGCCAUGUUGGCGGCCGCCUGUGCGACAUUGCCACGACGGCCGAGAACCAACUCGGGUGGAAAAGUGGCACCGUUGGUUCGGGUGCGGCCUCACUACGACACGGUUGGGCCUCGGGUGACGGCCAGUGGUGGCAGCGGCUCCGUUUUGUCCCUUCCAGAAGUGUCAGCAGAGGAGGAGGACAAGGACGGAGCUAUGAGUGGUUCCCCUAAAGGACAAAAACUGCAGGAGAUACCCACCCCUCCGCCACCCCCAAUGUGCACACCCCUGCCGCCCGAAUUCGUGUCACUCUAACUGUGCUGUGACGAGAGUUUUACAUUUUAUUUUGUCAAGAUCGGAGAAUUUAAAUUUUUAUUUGGAAUUUUGCCUGGUGCUUUUGUUGUGCGACAAGAACAUUUUUCGCCCUCUUCCUCUCCACUCACCCCAAAACUUUUGGCACAACAACGCUUGUUGUUUUUUUUAUUAUAAUUUUUUUUAGCAGAAAUUGGCGUCCACUUCUCGUGCAAACUGUUCAUCGUCAUGUAAUAUUAUGCAAAUUGGUUCUUUUUCGCAACCACGCGCGCAUUUUUUCCAAGCCGUUAAAUUUUCUCCGGCAGAGAGGGUAGGAAGUCUCGAGUGCGUAUUUCGAAAAGUCAGAACCAGUCUUAUUUUUUCCCAGUGACCUACUCCGGCUGCAGCAGAAAACAAGCAAUUUUCGACUCGGCCAGUUUUUCCGCUGCCCGAGUGAUUAAUAGCAUCCGAGAAUUCCUGCCCUUAUUGUGAAUUUCGCACUCCAUUGUACGCCUAAUGUAUUGUAAUCGUUUCUCCUGCUUGCUCCGAAUUUUCAAUUUAUGUUUUAAAUGGAGAAUUUUGUUUCAAUUACGACGAGAAGUGACGCCCCUUGUCAGUUUUAUCCUUCGUGUUAGUGCCGAUUAUCUAAAUGCCCUGGAGUGAUCACGAAAGAUGAAGAACAUUAUUUGAAAGGAAGGACGAAAUUGCACAAAACUGCGGGACAAAAUAGUGAUAAGAGUGCGCAGUUCAUCCGUUUAAUAAGAUUAAAAAAAAAUCGUGUGUUUAAUUUCCAAAUACUCACGCCGAGAUGAGUACUCACGAUGACAUAUUAUAUCCUGCGAGAGUAAUCUUUGUUAUAAUCAAUCGCGAAAAAUGAACUGAGUAACUAACAAAACAUGUACAUAAACUAAAAGAGAAGGAAAGUGAAAAACUAAUAAAUAAAACAGGCAGUUUUUGAACCCCGAGAAUUUAUAUAUUUCUUGACGACGAAACAAGUAAUUUACACAAUAUUAUUAUUAUUAUUAUUGAAACAAAAUGAUAAUGAAAGAAAUAAAGAAAACCGUUGUACAUGAAGAUUUAAAAAAAAAUUAUUUGUGCAUGAUGACCGUAAAAUGAAUAUCAAUGUUUUUCGAAGUGAGUUACAUUUCCGAAAGCAUCAUCAUCAAUAUAUUGUUACAGACCGAAGACAACACAAAAGCGAUCGCAUAAAAAUGUUCCCCUCUUCUGAAUCAAUUAAAAUUUAGAUA
Neocloeon triangulifer is the source of this 3864-nucleotide messenger RNA. RefSeq names its product leucine-rich repeat-containing protein 24-like. The transcript has 2 exons. The coding region runs from base 437 to 2641 and encodes 734 amino acids. Gene Ontology annotation, molecular function: protein binding. The record is from RefSeq and is a predicted model, not a curated record. NCBI's taxonomy places the organism in Eukaryota, Metazoa, Arthropoda, Insecta, Ephemeroptera, Baetidae.